AUGCAUGACCAUCGCAUACGCACUACGGAUGCGUUAUUGGAAUCGCAUCCGCACUACGGAUGCGUUAUUAGAAUCGCAUCCGCACUACGGAUGCGAAAACUUUAUCUUUACCUUAUUACUUUAGAGAAACCUUUGGAUUACCAAAUGCAUUACCUCAAAACUAUAAACGAUUAUAGUUUUUGCGAUUUGUUAGAAAAUAAACUUUUCCUCUCCCAUAUGACCACUGGUUAUGGCACCCCCCACCCACAACGCCCCCUUUUCUCUCACACCUCAACUACAGACACAAAUAUGCCUCGGCUGCAUACACACACUUUAAAUAUAUCUACCUCAACUACCCACACAUCGACUACCCACGCCUCGACUACCCACGCCUCGACUACCCACACAUCGACUACCCACACAUCGACUACCCACACAUCGACUACCCACACACACAUCUCUCUUAUAAUAAAUUCAUAA
Molecule: messenger RNA, 459 nt
Organism: Phycomyces blakesleeanus NRRL 1555(-)
Lineage: Eukaryota; Fungi; Mucoromycota; Mucoromycetes; Mucorales; Phycomycetaceae
Exons: 1
Coding region: 1-459 (152 amino acids)
Source: RefSeq, a predicted model, not a curated record